Messenger RNA from Podarcis lilfordi (Lilford's wall lizard), 1617 nucleotides. The record is from the annotation of a GenBank genome assembly. NCBI's taxonomy places the organism in Eukaryota, Metazoa, Chordata, Lepidosauria, Squamata, Lacertidae.
AUGGGCUCGCCCCGCCGCAGCUUUUCCUCCCCUCGAAAAUGCCAACUCACAGCGGCGGCGGCGCCGGGCAUGCCGGGAGGGUGCCGGAGCCGGUGCUCCCCAAACUACAUUUCCCGGCAGCCCCUGGCGCGGCCGCGGGGUCUCCCUGGGCCAGCCAGCCGGGCCCCCUCUCCCCUCCCCUCCCCGGCUCAGCCCCUGUCAAUCACGGCCGGCUUGGCUCGCACGUUGCAGCGAGACGGGGCGGGGCGAGGGAGGACGCCGCCGGCGCUGAUUGGCUGGGCCCGCUUGCCAAUCGGGGGGCGGCGACGGCUGGGCGGCAGGCGAGGCCGCCAGCUGAUCAGAGGCAGCGGGAGCCGGUGAGUGCGGCGGGGCGGGCGGGCAGGCAGGCGGCCGGCGGGGGGAGAGGGAGAGGGGAAGGGGCGCCGAGUCGCAAGCCCGGCCCCGCCCCUUGAGCCGGGGUCCCUUCGGCCAGCUGCGGGGUUCCUACCCCGGAAUGACAGAGGUGGCGGGGGGUUCCUCCCUCGACGGAGGUGGCCGCCCAGGGGUCCCGCUGACUCCCCCUCGCCCCCCUGCUGCUCCCCCGCUCCCGGGCCAAGCGGGGUCCCUGCGCUACUUCGGGGUGGGGGCGAAAGGGUUACUCGGCGGGGCUGCGGCCGGCGCCGCUUAUGCAACCAGAGGCCGGUUAUAGGGUUUCCAGUGGGUGGCACCCGCCCCACCGCCGCCCCCGCCGGAGGUCACCUUCCCUUGUGCCCGGCCGGGGAGGGACGGCUCGCUGCCCCGCGCCCGACCUGUGCGGAGACCCGGCUGGGGGUGUCUCGGGUGGCUGUCCCCCGACCCCGAGGGGGAGUCCCGAGACCAGCCGCCUUGUUCCCCUCUUCCCACUCCGCGAAAGUUUGGCUGGCCCUGCCGGGGAGGCGUCCGGGCAGCACCCCAUGGACGGCACGGGGCCCCUUCCUCCGCCGCGCCGUCGGAGCGCGCCCGGGCCGCAGCCUUGGCCCGGGCCGGCUGCUGAUUCAUGCCUCGGAGCCCCCGGCAGGAGGGGGUGGAGUCCGGCCGGGCCGCCCUCGGGCCGAAGUUCAGCGCGGCAGACGGGCUGGAAUGCGGAGCAUCCGGAGCAAACGCGCGUGGAAUGCGCGUCGCGCCCCUCGGCGGGGUAAGUGGCGGCCCCGGAGCCGGGCUUGCUGCUGCCCGGCGUUGGCGAGGGUCCCCGCGGUGGAGGUGCUGCCUUUGGCCGGGCCGGGGGGCGUGCCGCGCCGGGGCCCCGAGGGGGGCGGGAGGGCGACUGUGGCCGAGCGGCGCUCCAGCGGGGAUGAGUCAGAGCUGCUCUGGCGGAAGCUGCUGGUUCCUUCGGCAUCCAGCCGGAGGCCAGAGGGCGCCGCCGCCGCCGCCUGGGGAUAAGGCAGGCGGGGAGGCUGCGCAGGGCUUUCGUUCGCCGGGCCAGGGCGGCGGCGGCGGCUGCGCGCCCGUGUCUGCCCGCCUGGGGUCCGUGCGCGCCGUCUAACGUGUCCCCGCUCGCUCCGCAGGCUCUGCGCCUGGUGGGCCCGCCUGGCUACCGCGCAGCAGUUCUUCAGUGGCAUGCUUUACGUCUCCCCUCUCGCAACUAAAGCUGCCAGUUGA